AUGAAAUAUCAAAUCUUUUUAUUUUUUGUCACUAUAUUCAUUGGUAUCUACAUAGAAUUUGUUCCAGUAAUUGAAGCAUGGCAAUCUAGAGUAAUUUUUAGAACGAGUAUGGCCUCGUGUAGAGCCUGGGCAGAAGAUGUCUAUACUAAUCGCAUAGCUGGUGAUCCACCAAGCCACUAUCAUGAUUGCGAUAAAACAGUUACUGAUAUUGGUACUGGAAGUUUUGACAAUUACACGAUUGUUAUUAAAGGUCUAGGAGGCCCUGAUGGUAGAUUUUCUAUUUUCUUUAAUUAUGAUACCUGUAUAUGUGUAAGAGAUAAUGGGUUUGAAAAAAUUAAAUUUUGGGUAAUGUAUCACGCUGAUAUUGCGCAUUGUUAUCCGGAUGAUUGUUAUAAAGCGAGUGUACCUGAAGGCCUUCAAGGUGGAUUAUUAAAAUUUUAG
Messenger RNA from Dentiscutata heterogama, 441 nucleotides. Lineage: Eukaryota; Fungi; Glomeromycota; Glomeromycetes; Diversisporales; Gigasporaceae. The record is from the annotation of a GenBank genome assembly.